This is a messenger RNA of Iphiclides podalirius (scarce swallowtail), 477 nucleotides long. The record is from the annotation of a GenBank genome assembly. Lineage: Eukaryota; Metazoa; Arthropoda; Insecta; Lepidoptera; Papilionidae.
AUGGACACCGGCGUACUGGUCGCCAUGGUACAAGAGCCCUACGUGGGAAGUACUGGCGUCAUGAAGCAGUAUCCAGGACCAAGAGAUCACAUGCUGAACGCCUUCCUAGAGUACAUAGCCCUAAUAAAAGCAACAACACAAGCGAACCUCGCAAAGUGCAAGGAUAUUUUGCACACAUUCCAUCUAGGAGUCGAGGAAUCGCUAAGGGUUAAACUUGCGGAGGCUGAAGCUGCCAUAUACGACAACAAAACAUCCAAUGUCGUAUGUGGUAAAAUGGCUGAUAACUACAUGGUGGCAUACUGCGAGUCUGCUGGUUUUGUGCCUAUCAUGGAGAAAGAAACGGAGAUAAGACACAAACCGGUAUUUGCGACUCCGCCAGGUGACCAUAUAGUUGUGACAGCCCGGUGCACCAAGGUUAUGUUAGACGAUAGGAUCCUGGCAACAGCCGAAUCAAUAAUGGAAACUGUCUUCCCCAAC